Molecule: messenger RNA, 4869 nt
Organism: Pocillopora meandrina
Lineage: Eukaryota; Metazoa; Cnidaria; Anthozoa; Scleractinia; Pocilloporidae
Source: the annotation of a GenBank genome assembly
UUAGUUUUUUUGUAGCAUGUGAGUUCGAGUUGGACCGUGAGUCUGUGUCGGAAGUUAGUUUCGGAAAAAGUUUCCUUUACUCUUUUCAGACGCAUAUAAAAUGAACAUUAGGUGUGCUACGGUAAGGUUUAGUUAUUUCUUCUGUAAAUCGACGUGUGUUCAUGGUUUGAUCUCCUCCAAUUAAGGUUUAGUAAAGAUAUGCCGAUCCUAAACGUUGCCAAUUUGCACAGGUUCUGCAACUUUCCGUUACUUUUGUAUUUCAGCCUGAAGAUCUGAUGAACAUGCAGCAUUGUAACUUGCUGUGCUUACCUGAAAAUUAUCAAAUGAAAUAUUAUUUCUACCAUGGUUUGUCUUGGCCUCAGGUGAGAGAAAAAAUAAUUUACAAACAGCUGACCUCGAUCAUUAUUUGUGUUUUCUGUGGUUUUUCACAUGCAUGGUUUUUCUUAUAUUUAUUUUAUUUUCUGUUUCAGUUGUCAUAUGUUGCAGAGGAUGAGAAAGGAAAGAUUGUGGGAUAUGUACUGGCAAAAAUGUAAGGAAAACUUUACAUGUCUCUAGUGAUUGAGACACAUCAGACAUAAUGGUUUGAAAGGUAGCAUUAAUGAUGUGCAAAACUUAACACUUAUGUUCUGAAAUUACCCAACCUAUCACCACUAUCACGGAGGUGAAUUAUAGAAGAUAUAUAUAUAUAAAAAAAAAUAUAACGAUUAAACUGUCUCGACUGUUCGAUAAAAUAUGCUUAUUUAUUAUCUGUUGUGUCUAGAACAGUUAGAGUCUAUGAAAACGUGUGCUGCUGAUGUCUGUUUGUGGUGAAAACAUCAGAGAUACUCUUGCAUGUAGUUCUUCUUACAUCUCAUUGUUCGUUACUCAAUUUUGUGUCAUCUGUCAGCAGAUCUGCAAAUGAACAGUAGAGAAUAUGGAAUAUAGUUUUCAAACAAUGUCCCAGAUGUAAAACAUACUUCAGAUCUAUAAUUAAAUGCUUAAGUUGUCCUUUUUCCAUAAUUAUCUCUUUCUUUGUUUUGAUAUUUUUGUUCUUAGGGAAGAAGAGCCUGAUGAAGCUGUUCAUGGACAUAUUACUUCCUUGGUAAUAAUUUUGUAAUUUGUGAAUUGUUAAUAAUCAACAAUGAUGCUAUGAUGUGGGAUUACUUCUCCCCAGAUGCUUGGUUCUUGAGCUUUGAUGUCUGAAAUUUUUUUGUUGCACACCAGCCACUGCCACUGCAUUACCUAAUUUUGUCCACCCCCCUGAAAGCCUCUUCAAUGAUAUCUCCACCCCUCUCCCCUGAAAGCCCCUUCAAUGGUAUCUCUACCCCUCUCCCCUGAAAUUACAUACUGGUAUCCCAUUCUUUUCUUUAAAUACUAGUGGUACAGUACUUAAAGAAUAGUUAAGAAGCAAGAAAAUAAAAUCAAUGACUGAAAAAUAUAUUUGGGUAGCUUAGUGUAAGGCCAGUAAAAUCUCCUCUCAUGAUCUCGUAGCUCAUAAACAGAAUUUGGUAGUGCUUGUACAAUUUUGUAAAUGACUAAUAUUAUAUUAUACUUUACAGGCAGUUAAACGUUCGCACAGAAGACUAGGUUUGGCUCAAAAACUCAUGGAACAGGUAAGAUACACUUUCUGUAUUCAAUUAUGGUGAUUAUGGAAUUUUCUAAGAAUUGAUUUUUAAAAUACUUUGAUUUAUAUAUUAAAUAAUAUGUAAAAUCUGUUCUGAAUAUAGGCAUCCCGUGCUAUGGUUGAAUGUUUUAAUGCUCAGUAUGUCUCACUUCAUGUAAGAAAAAGGUAAGACAAAUCAGAUCAAUAUCAGUAUCUGGGCAACUGCCCACCUACCCCUCCCCUAACCCAACAUUAACCCUAACUUGUUAUCAAUUGACUGUUAUUAGGUUAGGGAGGGGUUGGUGGGCAGUUGCCCAGAUGCUUUUUCUGAACCCUUUGACCAUUAAGAGUGACCAGCAUCUAAUUUCUCCAUACAAUUUCACCCCUGAACCAAAUGUUAAAGCCAUGAGAAUAAAGGAAAUGAUCACUAACUUAAGAAGCUCCUGAUUGUUAAACAAAUUCUCCUUUUCAGCACCUAAGAAAAUGCACAGAAAACAGUGUGGAGAAUGUGCUUACUGAUGUUAGGGUAUAAAGGGUGAAGACUGUUUUCUUGGAAUGGGAAUAGGUCUGUUUCUGUUUCCCUAUUAGCUUGUUAAACUAAAGCCUCUAUUACACAACCUUACACAUCCUUUACACAACCUAUUACACAUCCUUUGCAAAAGUGUGAAAAUUACAAGCUUUACUCUUUCCAGACUCUAUUUCAUGAUAACAUCUGAGAAUUUUAUGAUUUGAGAGUUGAUGGUACUUUUUGACAAUUGUGAUAAUCUUGGGUGGACAGAGGCAUUGCCAAAUUAAAAAGUCUAUGCUACUUACCCCAAGACAAAUCAUGUACAAACUACACAUAACCAUUGGCAUCACUUCAAAUGAUGCAGAUGUGAAAUAUCUGCAAUGACAAGUAACUUAAGAGUUCCACCCUCCUCUAAAAUACAGGGUCACACUCCACUGAUGUAACACACCGUGCAUUUAUUUUUCAAACAGUAACAGGGCAGCUCUUCAUCUUUACAACAAGACUCUGGGAUUCAGGUUAGCUUCAUAAAAAGAGUAACACCUGGAACAAAAACUUGCACUUUGUGUGGCUCCAUAUGUUUCUACACCCACAUCAGCUAAGGCAGCCAGGGGUGGAAGUUCUAAUAGUAAAUAUUUUUGAUUAUGUGGGAGAAGCAAAGCAGUAAGCUGAUCAGUUUUGGAGGGGUGGAGUGUUGGAGGUGGAGUUUUGGCUUCUAAGCCUUUUAAUGCCCAUGAGUGACCAAGACAGAAUUUCUCCUUACGAUAUCAAUACAAUAUCAACCAGAUAAGUGAUGAGAAUAAAGAAAAACAUCAAUCAUCAUGGGGAUUAUAGGUUGAUCCAAUCCCAAAUUCUCCAAACUAACAUCACAAAAACUAUAUGGCAGACAGUGAGGAGAAUUACUAAUGAGAUCUUGGGAGUUAAAGGGUUAAUUGUCUUUGAUCCAGAGUAGAGUGGGUUUGGAUAUUUAGUAGAGAAAGACAGUUUGGUUAUUUCCUAAGUUUUCUUCUUCUUGCUUUGAAUCACACAUACCACCAUGAGACUGUUAUAGAAAUAUUCCUUUUUUUUCAUAAACAGCAUUUCUGAGAUUGAACCCAAAUAUUAUGCUGAUGGUGAAGAUGCUUAUGCCAUGAAGAGAGAUCUGACUGGUCUGAGACUGGAGGUUUGUGUUCUGUUACCUGUUUGUACAAGUAGCUGGAUACUGAUUUUAAAACACUCUCAUGACCUCUUCCACCCCUACCACCAUCCUCAACAACAUCCAGUGCUAUGGUUUUAAUUUCUUGCAUGCCAUAUUCACAAUGAACUCUGCAGUGUCACGUGAAAAUGAAAUCUCUGGUAUGGUUUAGUUAAGUCUCAAUGCCUCCCCCCUCUCCUAAGGGCAUUAAUGGGUUCCAAAAGGACUGUUGGGAAGCCAUAAGAUGUGGGUGUGGGUUUGUUAGGCAGGGGUGGAUCUAAGAUUAUCAAAGGGGGGGGGCACCAUGAGCUUUCUAGGGGGGGUCUGGAGGCAUGAAAAUGCAUAGUUCAUAAUUGGCAGCCUCCAAUUCACUGCACCCACAGCUCAAUGGCCUAUUUGUCAUUUACAACAAAGGUUUGGGCUACAACUGAUGCCAGUUACAUCUUGAAAGUUGUCUGAUAUUUUUUAGAACCUUUCUUAGAGUGAGAGUUAGUUUUGAUUUUAAAAAAAUCAGUUCAGCACUGAUAUUAAUUUUUGGUCCACCUAAAAUGGGGGGGGGGGGGCCACAGGCCCCCCGUGUCCCCCCCUUGGCUCUGCCACUGUCAGGGUAGGGGAAGGUAUGGGGGGGGUGUGACAGGAUAUGCUUUUUGUCUUGUAAGUGCUCUCUAUAAAGUGACUUCUUCCUACUGAUGUACAAUAGUCAUUAAAACUUUGAUUAUCCAAUAUAUUUAGGAAAAAAUUGCUGUUGCUAAAGGUCUUGAGGCAUUAAAUCUUGGGGAUCAAUCUAAAGAAACAGAGGAAAAAGCUUCAGAGGACAGUUGCCAUGAGCGCAAAUGUUGUUCCUACUCCAGAUAUGCUAAGGAGGAGCCACCCAGUAGAUGUCCACGAACCACUCUUGAAGAAAAGAAGGAGGCCACAAAGGAGGGAUCUUAAUAGUGACAAAUGGAAGAGAUACAGAACUACAGUUUUUUUCCCUUUUUUUUCUUUCUUCGGACACUUUACACAAUAUCAUUUUGUUUCCUGUAAAUGCUAUGGUUUAAGCAAUAAGAAAAAUGCAAAAUAAUUAAAAGAAAAAUUUAACAGCUUGAAAAACCCCUCAUUGAAUGGUCACAUGCUGGGAUUUUCUGGCAGAUAAAUGAGUGCAUUUGCUUUUGUUCAGCAAAAUUAAAGUUGUUAGGCCUUGAAUCACUAUUCACCGGUUUUUGCCUGAGCAAUUGCUUUUGACUGGAUUAUGCAGGUUCAUAUUUUUGGGAAUAUCUUUCUUCAAAAGGAAGAAAGCUCACACUUCAGAUGUGAGACAGAUCUUCACAAUGAAGCUGAUCAUGACAGGAAUGACCACUCCGUUUUAACUGAUACCUUUGUGGGAAAGAAGCCUUGACUUUCCUCGGUUAUCACAAACAAUAACUUCAUAUUGACCACAGGACAUAUCAAAAACAGUCUGCAUUUGGCAAAAAGAUGAAACAAGAGGAGAUGGUCUGCAGAACCUUUUGCCUAGUGGACAUUAUCAGAAUCUGAAAACACAGUUUCCCGAGCGCAUAGUUCUGAAAACUGAGAGUUUUAAUAAUCAGUGACAUGAUAUAUCUGCAUCAUAGACUUGCUGUUGUCGGC